Molecule: messenger RNA, 2579 nt
Organism: Dermatophagoides farinae (American house dust mite)
Lineage: Eukaryota; Metazoa; Arthropoda; Arachnida; Sarcoptiformes; Pyroglyphidae
Source: RefSeq, a predicted model, not a curated record
GACGUUCAUCACACGACGACGACGAUCAAUCAAUUGUCAUCCAAUGAAAACAUAUUCAAUAUUUUGAACUUGAAAAUCUAUCAUGAUUCAGAUAUUGAUUUUUUCUUUUCACAUUUUACAACACACAUUUGUCAUCAAGGCAAAAAUCUGUCAAUGUCAUCAUCAUCACCAUUGGCAUUACAAUGGCAAUGGUAUUGACAAAUGAUAAACAAACAAUAAUAUAUAGUCCUCAUAUUCGGACAUUCGUACAAUUUCAUCGGUAAAUCCUUGUGUUUAUUAAUGGGUGUACAAUUAUCAUCGAUACAAUGGUAUGAUUGGCGUUCAUUGUUUACAUUGUUAUUCAAUCUUUUAUUAAAUGGAUUCAUUAUUUAUGGAAUUUAUAUUGAAUCCAAUGAAAAACAUGUUAACGUCAAUAAAUCAAUUUAUCUAUAUGAACAUUUUCUUCAAGCAAGCAUUAGUGUUUUUUAUCCAUUGUGUUAUAUAAGUUCAAUUUUUUGUUAUUUUCUCUAUGGUCAUCAUAUUAUUAUGCUAUUAGAUUCACCAGUUUUCAUUGCCAUCAAUCAAAAUUGUCAAUCAAAUCAAAGAAAAUUUCUAUUGAUCACUAUAUUUGUUAUCAUUAAAUUAAUUUGGGAUCAUCGAUAUAUCGUGCAUCAUUUUGUGAAUAUUCAAAAUUUAAAAACUAAAGAAAUAAUCAUCAUUUGUUCAAUAUAUUUAUUUGAUACUUUACAAAUGAUUAAUUGGUACAUACUUUUCUAUCAUCAGCUGAUAAAUUAUUUUUCAUUACGACAAAUCCACGGACAAUUAUCGACAACAAAUAAAUCAUCAUCAAUACGAAAAACGGGAAAUAAUUUUUCGAUUGAAAAACGUUUAUUCAAUUCAAUCAAAAAUCUAUCUGUACAUAAUCGUCAUAUUCAAUAUUAUCUAUCAUAUUUAUUAUUCGGAAUUUUGAUUGAACAAACAAAUUCUAUAAUACAUUUUUUAACAUUUUUUAUUGUGGAUCCACGUCGUACAAGUAUUGGAUUAUCAAAUAUCAUAGCACAAACAUUACGCAAUUGUCUAUGUUUUUUUCUUGUUCAACUAAAUCAACGAAACAUUUGUUUAUUCGAUCAGAUUGACAGACAUUUUCGUUCGAAAUGUAUCGCCAAUCAUCAUCAUCAUCAUCAUCGAGAUAAUUCGAUUACAACAUUACGUUAUUCGAAAUAUAAUCAAUUACAAAUCUAUCGACAAUAUCAUCAAUUAUCCGUUUUUCAAUGGUUAAAUAUUGAUUCAUCCGUAUUGGUUCAAUUGUUUUUCUUUUCUCUAAGCUAUGUAUUGAUUAUUUCACAGACAACAAAAUUGAUUGAUUGAUCAAACGAUUUCAAACAGACAAAUGUCAAUUUCUUAGCAAUUUUUUUUUUCUCACAAAUUCAUAUUAUGAGAUCAUCUGAGACAGAAAAAAAACAAAAUGAAUAGACAACAAAAGCAACCAAGAAUUCAUAGUCCAAUUCUACGAAUAUUUGUCCAAUUAUUUGGCACCAGUGGUCUACAAUUAUCACCAUUACGUUGUUUCAAUUGUAAAACAACAUUUAUAUUUGUAAUCAACAUCAUUAUAAAUAUCCUGUUAUUUUAUUCAACAUAUAUUGAUACAGGAGCAUUUUUUGAACAAAUGGAAUUUAAUUCAAAAAAAUUAUAUGCAUAUUUUCAAUCGGCACAUUAUUUUGUAUUUUUUCCAUCAAUGUACAUUGGUUUAAUUUGUACAUAUCUAUUGUAUGGACAUCGAAUCAUUAUGAUUCUUGAUUCAUCCGUAUUCAUUUGCAUUAAUGAUUGUCGAAUGAAUCGUUUAAAAGCAUUUUUAUUGUAUGCUAUAAUGAAAAUCAUAUGGGAUGAACAAUAUUGGUGUCGAGAAUUUCGUAAUCACAUUUUUGAUCAAUUUGAUGUUCGUCGUGCAAAAGUGACAAUUGGUGCCUACAUAUUUCAUACAUCAACAUUUAUCAAUUCUAUUAUUCUUUAUUAUCAUCAGAUUAUAAUGUUUUUUACAUUACAACAAAUUAUUGAUAAAUUAACGACAAAUAAUUUAUCAUUGUUGAAGACGAAUAGUUUUUCAUUGGAACAAAGAUUAUUUCGAUCCAUUGUCAUUUUGUCGAAAACGAAUCGUCAUUUUCAAUAUUAUUGUUCCAUAAUGUUGUCAUUAUUAUUGAUCUAUCAAGCUGAUUAUUUAAUCGUAUUCCUGUCAUAUUGGAUUUUACAUCCAGGAAGCACAGAAUUUCUUGGAAUCACUUCAUUUAUUGAACAAAUUAAUCGUUUAAUAUUAUUUACUGGUUUAGUGUUGAUUAAUCGUCAAAAUAUCCAACUAUUCGAUCGGAUUGAUCAUCAUUUUCGUUUGAAAAAUGCUGGAAAACAUCAUCAUUCUCACUAUAAUUUGAAUACAAUAACAACAACACGUAGGAAACGUUAUACAAAAUACAAUCAAUUACAAAUUUAUCGUCAAUAUUUUCAGCUAUCGAUUUUCAAUUGGCUUAAUUUUGAUCUUUCAUUAGUUUUACAUUUGUUUUUCUUUUCAAUGGGCUAUGUAUUGAUUAUUUCACAAACGACCGAUUGAU